Messenger RNA from Didymodactylos carnosus, 330 nucleotides. The record is from the annotation of a GenBank genome assembly. NCBI's taxonomy places the organism in Eukaryota, Metazoa, Rotifera, Eurotatoria, Philodinida, Philodinidae.
AUGGUAAGGAAAACUGUAUCGGCUGAUGCAGUGGUGUAUUUUCGAAUAUUUAAUCCGAUAAUAAGUGUGACGAAUGUGGAAAAUUCACGUUAUUCAACUCAACUUCUGGCUGCAACGACCCUGCGAAAUAUUUUGGGUACAAAGACAUUGCAAGAAAUUUUGAGCGAUCUUGAAAAUAUCUCGCAUUCGAUGCAAGUUCAUCUUGAUGAAGGUACAGAUACAUGGGGUGUCAAAGUCGAAAGUGUACAGCUUGAACCCACACCCGAACGACCGAGCACGGCAAUAUCAUAUGGUGCAUUGGGUGGACGGUAUUUAACAACGGGCAUUUAA